UGGUCCACGUCAUCCUCUGCAGAAAUCCGAUUCCGGUUCAGUGUUUCUCUGUAUUGAGCUCCGAUAUUUCGUGAUGGAAUUGUGUAAAAUAUCGGGUUCCGCGGCCUUCCAAUUCGGCCAUCUCCCGAAACGUUCCGUCUUCCGAAUGACCGGAACGGAGUUCAAACCACAGAACCGGAUGUUCAUCGCCGGAAUGGGUUUCAUCGGCCAGCGCCUGGGGCGUGAGCUCAAGAACCGCGGAUGGGAUGUCUCUGGUACUUGCACUAGCAUUAACAAGAAGAAGAAACUUGAGGAAGAAAGGAGCUUUCAGAUUUACCUUUUUGAUGCAAAUGAGCCAGAUGUGAUCAUCCUUGAUGCUAUCAAGAACCAUACGCACAUGGUUGUCUCCAUUCCUCCUGUUCCGGGCAUCGGUGAUCCGAUGCUGGAUUAUGACCAAAUUCUAAGGAGAGAACUUGUGGGUGGAAAUCUUCAAUGGCUUGGUUAUCUGUCAUCAACUAGUGUAUAUGGAGACACUGGCGGUGCAUGGGUAGAUGAGGAUUAUAUCCCCAACCCCGAGAGUGAGUCGGGCAGGUUAAGGUUAGCUGCUGAGGAAGGAUGGUUCAAUUUCGGCCAGAGUCUUGGCAUCUCAACACAAGUAUUUCGGCUCGGAGGCAUCUAUGGUCCUGGUAGAAGUGCUGUCGAUACAAUAGUCAAGCAGGGAGCUUUAUCGGAGAGUCAGAGAAUGAGAGGGCAUCGGCAAUUCACAUCAAGAGUUUCUGUUGAUGAUAUUUGUCAAGCAAUUAUGGCCAGUAUGUGCACACCGUCAUCCAGGCGAGUUUACAAUAUUGUUGACGAUGAUCCAGCCCCAAGGGAAGAAGUAUUCGAGUAUGCAAGGGACUUGGUUGAGAAAAAGUGGCCUGGCUGGAUCAAACAGCCUUCAGGGCAAAGAGAGUCUUCGGAACUUAUUGUUAAGAAGAGAGGUUUACAGGGAGAGAAGAGAGUUUCGAAUGCUCGUAUGAAGAAGGAACUAGGAGUGAGGCUGCUGCAUCCAAGUUACAGGUCGGGAUUGCAGAGUAUUAUUGAUCAAAUGGAUAGCCCUUUUCAACGUGGCAAAUUGAAUUCAUGAGUAGCGGAAGCGGAACUCUCCAAUCAUCGAACUGUAUUUCCUCUUGUUUUAAACAUUUUUAGAUGGAAAAAAAUGAUUUCCGUACGA
This is a messenger RNA of Malus domestica (apple), 1192 nucleotides long. RefSeq lists its product as uncharacterized. Lineage: Eukaryota; Viridiplantae; Streptophyta; Magnoliopsida; Rosales; Rosaceae. The record is from RefSeq and is a predicted model, not a curated record.